UACAGUUUAGUGGCAUAGAUUUUCAAUUAGGCAGCAUCAGGAUUUGGAGUGAGCCGCGCAGUUCAUUUUAAAGUCUCAUUGCAGGACUCGCGAGCCAGCGUCAAGUUCCGUUACAAUUUAACGACCGCAUUCAAGCCAAGAAAGCCGCUGACGACCAAUGCAGACCCACUCAACGGCCGUGGACCUCUGCCAGAACAAUGUUGAUGUGCUCGCCCAGCUGCAACAGCUGCAAUCGAAUCAUCUCUUGCUGCGCCAGCAGCUAACUCAACUGCAACGCGACGCAUUCAGGCGACGGCUGCUGCACCAGAAGAGCCUGUACGAGACGCGCGCCGCCCUGGAGACUCAGCUGCGCCGGCUGCAGCUCAAGCACAAUCGACGAUGGGACCUCUGAGGAGCGUGG
Messenger RNA from Drosophila navojoa, 400 nucleotides. RefSeq lists its product as uncharacterized. The record is from RefSeq and is a predicted model, not a curated record. NCBI's taxonomy places the organism in Eukaryota, Metazoa, Arthropoda, Insecta, Diptera, Drosophilidae.